Molecule: messenger RNA, 2135 nt
Organism: Zingiber officinale
Lineage: Eukaryota; Viridiplantae; Streptophyta; Magnoliopsida; Zingiberales; Zingiberaceae
Product: myosin-binding protein 7-like
Exons: 3
Coding region: 503-1843 (446 amino acids)
Source: RefSeq, a predicted model, not a curated record
AGAUAGGAUAGACACACAUACACGAUAAAGAAGAUCCUCUUAAAGUAUCGGAAACUGCUGGACUGGAGAAGACGAAGGGGGAAGGUGUCGACGGGGUGGCCGUUGAGCCAGCCUCUUUGUUACCCUCAAUAUUGCUCUAUGGGAUCCACCAGAGGCAAAUCCCCUCCAUGGCUCGUCGUUCACGGUGUCAAUGGAUGCGAAGAGACGCCGAAGACUGGGACAGAAAGAAGAAAGCGACAGAAUAAGAGGGGAGAAAAGAUGCACCCCUUCCCUCUCUCUCGUCCUUUUUGGCGACUCCAAAUUUUGGCACAUCUUCUUCUUAUUCUUUUCUCGCGGCUCGUUCGUUUCUGAGCGCUGGCUUAAUUUUGGAUCCCGCUUCUUUUUCCUCUGCUUCCCGGGACGCCGUUGCCGGCAGUGGUGGAGGUAGACAAGGCGGCAGUGCUCGGUUGGGAGUCUGAAGACGUGUUUUCUGUGGGUUUUUCUGUAUGUGCUCCUCGAAACUAUGGAACCUGAGAAGCCUACCUCCUUGCCCGGAGAAAGAGAAGGAAGCGCGGAGGCAGGGAGCGGGGUGUGUGCCUGUGCCUGCCUUUGUUGCGGCUCUGCUUCUUCUCCCUCAUUAUCAUGGAGCCGGAGCAUGAAGCGGAAGCUGGAGGGGAGGGACGGCGAGGCGCCAGACGGCACUGAAAGCGUCGCCUGCGUGGCCAAGGUGGCGAUGGAGAUCGAAGUGGAGGCUCUACGUCAGGCUCUAAUCAACCACCGCCAGGCGGUCCAGAAGCUACAGAUGGAACUUGAGGAGGAGCGGAACGCCACUGCGUCCUCUGCCACCGAGGCUAUGUUUAUGAUCCUGCGCCUGCAGCGAGAGAAGUCUGAGAGCGUGAUGGAGGCACGCCAGUUCAAGCAUUUUGCUGAGGGAAAGAUGGCGCACAACCAGCAAGAGAUCGAGGUUCUCGAGGAACUUCUAUUCAAGCGAGACCAAGCCAUCGAAGCCCUAACCCGUGCAGUCCAGGCAUACCGCCACCGCCUUCACAGCUAUGGCAUCGACAUCGACGACCACGCGCCUCCCUCUCCGCCGAAGAGCCCACUCGACUCGGCUUCUUGUUCAUUCCCUCAUUUCGACCUGCUCCUUAACGACUAUCCCCAAUUUGAUCAUCACCCCUUAGGUGUGAGUCCUCCUGAGCAACUUCAGUAUCUGAACCGCCUGAUGAGCCAUCCCGAACGGAAAUCAAGAAGCACUUUUUGUGAAGUCAUGGACAAGCGAGUUAUAGUGGGACAGUCGCCAUGCCGCCCAGAUUCAGGCCUCGAGCACAGUAAGAGUGAGGAAUUCCCUUCCACGGUUGACUGCGGUUCAGAUUGUGGUGGAAAAGAUGAUACCAGUGACAAAGUGUAUACGGUGGAUGCAGUGCAUAAGGAGAGUGACAACUGUAUCAGCAAACCGAGGGAUAUCCAGAAUAGUAUGGGUGCGGGUGGGGGCAUUGACGAAGAUGAAAUAAAGGGGCUUUGUAUGCGGCUUCAGGCACUAGAGGCUGAUCGAGAAUCCAUGAGGCAGUCCUUACUUUCUUUGAAUAUAGAUAAAGCUGAGCUAGUGCUGUUGAAAGAUAUUGCUCAACAAAUGUGUGAGGAAGGCGAUCCAGAGAGAAGGGUUGCUAAGGAACCACCUACGGUCAAGAGAUUUUCGUUCAUGUCCAUGAUUAAGAGUUUCUUCUCUUUUUUCUGGAUACCAUCUCAAUUAAGAUACACCUUUGGGCUAUCUGUAAGUAUUGUUGGCUUAUUGAUGCUCUUAGAGAAGUCUAUCAAUACAAGGCAUGGGAAAAAUCUUCUUAGAAGAGCAUUGCCACAAGGGUGACUUCUAUUUCUACUGCACCAACGCUUGAGAGACAGAGUGGCUUCUUCCAUUUCCUACUACACCAACACUCUAUGUGAAUUGAUUAGACCACUGAUGAAUGUUAUUCCUUUUAUUGGUCUACGUAGAAGAUGUACAUGUAUCUUCUAAGUCGUGGGGUUUCGUUUGAAUGUCUGGCUGCUUGUGAUAACAAAUCGGCGAACGUGAACGGAUUCUUGUAUAUUCUUUCAUGUACUUAAAAUGUGUGGUCACUUUGUUUCAAUUCUACUCUACUUUAGUGGGAUUAUUUUACGUA